GGGGCGCGGGGCGCGGGGCCGGCCGGGCCGGGGCGAGGGCCCCGAGCGCAGCGCCUUCCCCGGCGGAGGGCGGCGCGAGGGAGGGAGCGAGGGAAGGGAAAGGCGAGCGGGAGCUGCCUCGAAUGCCUGGAAUAAUUCCGCUUCCGUUUGGAAAGCCGCAGCCUCAGUCCCGCCGCGCCCGCCCAGCUGCACUCGGCGUCUGACCGGCCCGCGGCCGCCCGGCUCCCCGCAGCGCCAUGGCCACCUCCCCGCAGAAGUCGCCGUCGGUGCCCAAGUCCCCCACUCCCAAGUCGCCCCCGUCCCGCAAGAAAGAUGACUCCUUCUUGGGGAAACUCGGAGGGACGCUGGCGCGGAGGAAGAAAGCCAAGGAGGUCUCAGAGCUUCAGGAGGAGGGUAUGAACGCCAUCAACCUGCCCCUCAGCCCCAUCCCCUUUGAGCUGGACCCCGAGGACACCAUGCUGGAGGAGAAUGAAGUUCGCACCAUGGUGGAUCCAAACUCACGCAGCGACCCCAAACUUCAAGAACUGAUGAAGGUACUAAUUGACUGGAUUAAUGACGUCUUGGUGGGAGAGAGAAUCAUUGUGAAAGACCUGGCUGAAGAUUUAUAUGAUGGACAAGUGCUACAGAAACUUUUUGAGAAACUGGAAAGUGAAAAGCUGAAUGUUGCUGAGGUCACCCAGUCUGAGAUUGCUCAGAAGCAGAAGCUGCAGACUGUCCUGGAAAAGAUCAAUGAAACUCUGAAACUCCCUCCCAGGAGCAUCAAGUGGAAUGUGGACUCUGUUCAUGCCAAGAGCCUGGUAGCCAUCUUGCACCUGCUGGUUGCUCUGUCCCAGUAUUUCCGGGCACCAAUUCGACUUCCAGACCAUGUUUCCAUCCAGGUGGUUGUGGUCCAGAAACGAGAAGGAAUCCUCCAGUCUCGGCAAAUCCAAGAGGAAAUAACUGGUAACACAGAAGCUCUUUCUGGAAGGCAUGAACGAGAUGCCUUUGACACCUUGUUUGACCACGCACCAGACAAGCUCAACGUCGUGAAAAAGACCCUCAUCACGUUUGUGAACAAGCACCUGAACAAACUGAACCUGGAGGUCACAGAACUGGAAACGCAGUUUGCAGAUGGGGUGUACUUGGUUCUGCUGAUGGGGCUCCUGGAGGGCUACUUUGUGCCCCUGCACAGCUUCUUCCUGACCCCGGAUAGCUUUGAGCAGAAGGUCCUGAACGUCUCCUUUGCCUUCGAACUCAUGCAAGAUGGAGGGUUGGAGAAGCCGAAGCCACGGCCAGAAGACAUCGUCAACUGUGACCUGAAGUCCACGCUGCGGGUGUUGUACAACCUCUUCACCAAGUACCGGAACGUGGAGUGAGGGACGGACCGCCUAUCCUCCAGUCUUCCUUUCCCUGCUUGAUCCUGUCCCCCACGCUCGGUCCUCGCCCACAAGUCCAGCUUCAAUCCAGGGAUUGUGGGAACCAGAAUCAGGAAGGAAAUGAUCAAUAAUUCAGUGUGACAACGGACACUUCCCAGGCCCUGGGGCUGACCCCACAACAGCCUGGGGAGGGUGGGCACCAUCCCAAGGCCAGGUCCACGUUUCUCUUCAGUUUGAUUUGGGAACCCACACACAUACCUACGUAAGAUGAAAAUAAAGAUAAUCUUUAGUCCUGAAUGAGUGUGUACCAGGUGCCACAGUAAAGGCACCUGUAUCAUCCAACACAUUCUCAUGACCCCCAAUAAAGCUGGUAUUUCAAUCCUUUCAAACAAGAAAACUGAGGCUCAGAGAGGCCAAGUGACUUGCCAGAAGCUGGUAUUUGUUUUUUUUUCCUAAGUAACAUAUUUGUUAAUAACUAACCAAUGAGAUCACUUUCUUUGCCCAUUGUCUAGUUGUGUGAGUCUGUGCACUCGUCUGUCUCUUCAAGGACAGCAGCCCCCUGAGUUCACCACCAGCCAGGCUAGUGAUUCGCACUGAAAUGGGCAAAUCAGACAUAACCCAAUUAAUAGUGUGUGUGUGGCUGGAGUCAUGUCCCUCAACUCCUUUGUACAAAUGAAAAUUACUCUUAAUUCCUUCAGAUUUGUAAUAACCCCAUUCUCUGGUUUCAGGGUGACAUUUGGGAAGAAUUCUGUUUAAAAUUAAUGGAGUGGCACAUUUUGUAGUCUUUUUGCUUGAUUGCAUGUAAUGGAAAUGCCCUAUAUUUUCCUGCAAAAUAAGUACUCAAUUCAUUAUCGUUAGGCAAAUGUACAAUCUACUCAGGCACAGCAGAGAGCCGGGCACAGGCCCACGUGAGCAUGGUUUGGGAAGUAGGGCUCUUCAACAGGGACCCUUGAACUGUAAAGAAAGCAACUCCUUUUGCCUUCUAAUUGAUCAUUUAGACCAUUUCUGGCUCCGUCUGCCCACAUGCAAUUACCAGCUAAUUCAGGCAAGAAAAAAAAAUCUAAGUCAUUUAGACCCAAGCCAAGCAGUUUCCUUGUGUGGGUUACUCAUAGGCUUGCGGUUGCUUUUAUCUCCUCUAUAUGAACCCAACUUUGAAAAACAAGGCAAGGUACUAGUUGUCCGACAGGGAUCGAAAAGGGGCUGGUGUAGGAGUAACUGGGGGACAUGAAAUUUGGGAGAAAUAGUUGCUUAGUUAACAUAUAGGAGAAUUUUGAGAUAGAAGGCCGGAGGUGUAGACUUAACACUUGUCUACACAAAUUGACCCAAGCCUUGGGAUGAAUCGUUUAUACUGAUAUUAGAUUUUCAUUCUAGAAUGUUCCUAAAUAUGCCAGAUGGACACCAGCCUGCACGCCCACUUCUAAAAGUCAGCCUGUUUUGUCACUACUUUUGGCCCAUUGCACAAAGCUCCUGUCUACUUUGAGGAAUUAAUUCUGAGCUCUGAUUUUACCACCCAAAGUUAGGACACCCAUAUUGUCCAAGUCAGUUCUGUCCAGCUUUCCAACAUUCCGUACUUUACAGCCUAUCUGCAGUAACUCAGAACCCAUAACACUUAGGGAAACUAUUUCUUUGGCUCUUGUUCUCUAGAAUUGUUUACUCUGUUAGCCUAAUGAACCUUGAGCUGUAAAGACAGUGUUUAAUCUUGUACCAUUUUAUGUAAAAGAAUACAAUUCUGUUUUACAUAAUUACUGAAAUAUUACCUUUUUUCAUUAGUGAAUAUUAGUGUAAUGUUUCUGUUUGCUUACUUAAAUUUGUGUUAGCAAAUCAAGAGAAAUCAUCACUUUGUCUCCUUGGAAAAUACUGACAUGGGAUAAAAUAACAAAAUGCACUCAUAGAAACACGCUUUGCUGGAUGAA
Sorex araneus (European shrew) is the source of this 3268-nucleotide messenger RNA. RefSeq names its product parvin alpha (gene PARVA). Gene Ontology annotation, biological process: substrate adhesion-dependent cell spreading; actin cytoskeleton organization; establishment or maintenance of cell polarity. The transcript is spliced from 13 exons. The record is from RefSeq and is a predicted model, not a curated record. NCBI's taxonomy places the organism in Eukaryota, Metazoa, Chordata, Mammalia, Eulipotyphla, Soricidae. The coding region runs from base 237 to 1355 and encodes 372 amino acids. Gene Ontology annotation, molecular function: actin binding. Gene Ontology annotation, cellular component: actin cytoskeleton; cytoplasm; focal adhesion.